UUAUUACUUGCUCUUUUUCAACUUUAUUCCCUACCCUCACCUUUUCCUCUUCUUCUGACACCUUAUUAACUGUCGUCUUAACACAAUUAAGAUGUCGUGGAAUUAACAGAGAUUGACCGGCCGGUCAUAUAUACAGAGCAGGACGGAGCACAACUGCAGCAGAGGCGGCGGAGAUGACGGCGCACGGCGGCAGCCACCGCGAUUUGGAGUCUCAAAUCACCCGAAACAUUUCCAUCGCUGAAGAUGCGUUUACUAUCGACUCUAUCAAAACUGCCCCGCCUGAGAAGCUGAGACGAUGGAGGAAACUGGCACUGGUGUUGAAUGCAAGUCGCAGAUUUCGGUAUACUUUGGAUUUGAAACGUAUAGAAGAGGAACGGUCGAAAUUGUUAUCCAAAAUUAGAUCACAUUCACAACUCCUACCGGAAACUUUACACCCUCCGGCAGAAGAGGAAGAGAAGUUUGGUCAAUUGCCGGGAGAUCCAACACUCGCUCAACAUGAAACUCGGGUUAAAGACAUGGCUAAAGAGCUGAAAUCUGAUUCAGAAAGAGGAAUCAACAGUAAUGAAGUAGAGUCGCGGAAGGCUCAAUAUGGACCCAACACAUAUCCGGAGAAGAAGGGUCGCAGUUUUUUGAUGUUUCUUUGGGAUGCUUGUCAGGACAGGACAUUGAUCAUUUUGAUGGUAGUUGCAGCUGCUUCUUUGGCUUUAGGGAUCAAAACAGAGGGUUUAAAAGAAGGAUGGUACGACGGAGGGAGCAUUGCUUUAGCAGUCAUCAUUAUCAUAGUCAUAACGGCUAUUAGUGAUUACAAGCAAUCCCUUCAGUUCAAAAGUCUGAAUAAAGAGAAGAAAAAUAUACAGACAAAGGUGAUUAGAGAGGGGAGAAGAGAGUCGAUAUCUAUAUACGAGGUCGUUGUUGGUGAUGUUGUACAUCUAGGCGUUGGUGAUCAGGUUCCUGCUGAUGGAAUUUUAAUAUCUGGACACUCUUUUAAACUUGAUGAAUCGAGUGUGACAGGGGAAACCAAACCUAUGCCUAAAGAUUCAAAAAAUCCGGAUAUGAAGUCUGGAUGUAAAGUAGCAGAAGGCUUUGGGACCAUGCUGGUAACAAAGGUUGGGAUGGCAACAGAAUGGGGACAGCUAAUGGCUGGCAUUUCAGAAGACAAUGCGGAAGAAACACCAUUGCAGGUACGUUUGAAUGGAGUUGCAACAUUUAUUGGUAUCAUUGGGAUUGUGAUAGCUAUACUUGUUCUAGCUGUUCUUUUGAUCAGAUUCUUUACUGGACACACAAAAAAUCCAGAUGGUUCUGUACAAUUUCAAGCUGGGAAGACUAAAGUUAGUGCUGCUGUAAAUGGGGCUAUAAAAAUUUUCACUAUUGCUGUUACCAUUGUGGUUGUGGCUGUGCCAGAAGGCCUUCCCUUGGCUGUCACUCUGACGCUGGCAUACUCGAUGAAAAAAAUGAUGGCAGACAAGGCAUUGGUUAGAAGGCUUUCUGCUUGUGAAACCAUGGGUUCUGCAACAACCAUUUGCAGUGACAAAACAGGAACGUUAACUGUGAAUCAGAUGACUGUGAUUGAGGUUCAUUUUAGUGAUAAAAAGAUUGAGGAAGCUCAAACUAAACCACGAGUGGAGAUGUUUACAGAAGUCAAUCAUGUUCUUGUUGAAGGCAUUGCAGUAAAUACAACUGGAAGUGUUUUUAUGCCUAAAGUGGAUGGUCAAAAUCCUGAGUACUCUGGAUCACCAACAGAAAAGGCCAUUCUCGAAUUUGGUGUCACGCUUGGAAUGGGUUUUGAUGUUAUUCGAUCGGAAUCAUCAAUUAUCCGUGCAUUCCCAUUCAACUCGGAGAAAAAGCUAAGUGGUGUGGCGAUAAAAAGGCGAGAUUCAGGAGUUACCAUAACACACUGGAAAGGUGCUGCUGAGAUUGUAUUACGCCACUGUAACCGUUACAUUACUACUAAUGAAAAUAAGAUUAUGACUAUGUCUGAGGAUAAGCGGAAGUUCUUCAACGAUGCAAUUGAAGAUAUGGCUAAAAAGGCUUUGCGAUGUGUGGCUAUUGCGUACGAGAUUUACGAUGAUGAGAGGAAAAUUCCUGCGGGUGUGGAGGAACUUGGUCGUAACCUCAUUUUAAUCACUAUCCUUGGGCUCAAGGAUCCAUGCAGACCAGGUGUAAAAGAAGCCGUGGAGUUAUGUCAAAAAGCUGGUGUUAAGGUAAGAAUGGUGACGGGUGACAAUCUUGAGACUGCAAGGGCUAUAGCUUUGGAAUGUGGGAUACCUGUAGACAAUGCCAGUGCAGCCCCCGAAAAUCACCUCGCCAUAGAAGGAGAAAGAUUUCGCCGUUUAUCUGUGCGGGAACAGGAAGACUUUGCAGAAAAGAUAUCGGUGAUGGCAAGGUCACUUCCUAAUGACAAACUCCUUCUUGUACAAGCAUUGAGAAAGAAGGGACAUGUCGUAGCUGUAACCGGAGACGGGACUAAUGACGCUCUUGCUCUCCAUGAGGCUGAUAUUGGUCUUGCAAUGGGUAUUCAAGGAACUGAGGUUGCCAAAGAGAGCGCUGACAUCAUCAUACUGGAUGACAAUUUUGCUUCAGUUGUUAAGGUUGUUCGAUGGGGUAGAUCUGUGUAUGCUAACAUCCAGAAAUUCAUACAGUUUCAACUUACCGUAAAUAUUGCAGCCCUUGUAAUUAAUGUGGUGGCUGCUGUUACCGGUGGUGAUGUCCCGUUGAAUGCUGUGCAGCUUCUUUGGGUAAAUCUCAUCAUGGACACUCUAGGAGCUCUAGCUCUGGCCACAGAACCACCCACUGAUGAACUAAUGCACAGGCCUCCGGUUGGGCGAAGGGAAUCACUCAUCACGAAUAUCAUGUGGAGAAACCUCAUAAUACAGGCUAUAUAUCAAGUGUCUGUUCUUCUAGUUCUGAAUUUCCGAGGUACAAGUAUUCUGAGCUUGGAGCAUCACAAAAGUGGGGAUGCUAUUAAGCUGAGGAAUACAUUGAUUUUCAACUCUUUUGUAUUUUGCCAAGUCUUUAACGAAUUUAAUGCCCGAAAACCAGAGGAGAUCAAUAUUUUCGAAGGGGUUCAUAAAAACCGUCUAUUUGUGUUUAUAAUUUCCCUCACUGUGGUGUUUCAGGUUCUCAUGAUCAAUUUUCUUGGGAAGUUCACUUCAACGGUUAGACUUAACUGGAAAUUGUGGCUUGUGUCUCUUGCUAUUGGCUUUAUGAGCUGGCCUCUUGCAAUGGUAGGGAAGCUUAUACCGGUUCCAAGGACGCCAUUGAGUGAAAUCAUACGCAAUAUUUUCCGAUGUUCAAAGAAUCCCAAGGGGGAAAUGAACAAGCCAAACAAUUUCUCUAGGACCUCAUGAAGUUAAUAGUUAUACACAUCAAUGGUCAGGCCGCUACACGCAAGCUGCUCACUAAACAUGCGAAUUGCAUUCUUUUUAGUACAUAUUUAUCUUUUUUACACCUUUGUUUUUGCUUCUGAUUUAUUGUGUAAUUAUUUACUUGUAAUUAAAAUUAGAACCACAGAAAACAAUUACCAUUAUUAAAUGUACUGGUGAUUUGAUGGUCGAUGAAUAUGUACUUGUGAUUAAUGAGUGUGUGAAGUAUAAAUGUAUAAGCAAACAAAUGUCAUUUUUGUUCAAUGUUUGUAAUGUAAUAGGUCGGACUUGAAGUUGACUUGUGAUUUUUAAAUGUUAUGCAUAUCCACCCAAACAAAAGUCA
Molecule: messenger RNA, 3705 nt
Organism: Cuscuta epithymum
Lineage: Eukaryota; Viridiplantae; Streptophyta; Magnoliopsida; Solanales; Convolvulaceae
Source: the annotation of a GenBank genome assembly